Messenger RNA from Anopheles stephensi (Asian malaria mosquito), 1561 nucleotides. RefSeq lists its product as uncharacterized. The transcript has a single exon. Bases 458 to 1111 code for a protein of 217 amino acids. Gene Ontology annotation, molecular function: odorant binding. Lineage: Eukaryota; Metazoa; Arthropoda; Insecta; Diptera; Culicidae. The record is from RefSeq and is a predicted model, not a curated record. Gene Ontology annotation, biological process: sensory perception of smell.
CCUUAGUGCCCCGGACCAUGCUGGGGACGUGUGUGUCAAUCUGUUGACCCGUUUUAUCCACGUGUCUUGUGUGCGGGCACCCUUAAAAUAAUGUGCACAAAAAGGCACACGCAACUGCUGCUGCGGCCUAAAGGAAGGCCAAAUUCGUCCAAACACACACACACACACACACCGCACCACCUACCGAACCCGGUAGUGGUUUGAUAGGAAAAUAGCGUCAGGUACCAGCGUUCGGACCAGCAGUCCAACGCGGCUGAUGCGUGCCGUAUCACUAGUCGGCGGGAAUUUUGCUGCCCAUCCAGCGACAAUCGCAUUGCUCAAGCUGGCCAGAAGUAUAAAACUACCCUGGCACCGUACCGGUCAGUACAGUAGGUCGAGCUGCUUCAUUCCAGGAUAAUUCGGUGCGCGCACGUCUCCCGUCUUCGAGCAGCAGACACACACACAUACACGCGGGAAAAUGGGCAAAUCGUUUGUGAGCGUCGCGUUGGCCGCCAGUGUUUUGGUGGCCUGUGUCGGUGCUUUCCACAUGCCGCCACUACAUCCGCACAAGUGCGGCCACAAGGUGCACCCGGUUUCGGUGGUGCAGCAUCAUCCGGUCGUACCGCUGGUGCAUCAUCCCGUCGUGCAGCAUCAUCCCGAGCCCGUGGCCGUACCGGUGGAGGUGGUAAAACACACCAGCGCCAGCUUCCGGCCCGCCUCCUUCCUCGAGCUGCUCGAGAUCGUGCUCGAUUGUUUCAACACGCUGCGCAUACCGCUGCAACGGUUCCCCUCGUACAUGUCCGGCAUCUUCCCGGACGACCCGGAAACCAAGUGCUUCUUGCGCUGCGUUGCCAUCAAGCUCGGCGUCUACUGCGAUGAGGCGGGUGCCGAUCUCGACCGUCACUGUGUGCAGUUCGGGCUGGGCGAGUGUUGCGAGAACUUUGCCAACCGGCAUCUGGUCUGCCUGCAGCAGAACUCUAUCCCCUGCCCGGAUCGGUGCACGGCUGCCUACAAGCAGGAGCUGUGCUUCCAGGAACCGAUCGCCAAGUAUCUGGACUACCACUUCCACGAGCUGGUGGGACUGUUGCAUCAGGCCAAGUGCAGCCACGAUCUGAAAAUGCUGCACCCUUAAAACCAUCCUUCCAAUGGAAAGCGCGUCGUCUCGCGAUCGCUCUGCUUCCUUCCCGAGGUUGCUCCCGGAACAAAAAACAAAGCUAAUAAAAAUCAAUAGCACAAAAUAUCGCUCAUUAUUCGCUGCCUUCCUAACUCCGUGCACAACCAACCGUAUGUUCAUUUGUACGGUAGGAACAUUCUGCUCGCUCGCUCGCUUUGCCGUGCCAGUCUAGAACGAGUGAAGCACUGGCGUACAGCAAAGUGUACGUGAACAGAAAAAAGACAUCCCCGAUAUGGCUUCACCAUGCUAUUUUCGAACCAUUUAAAUAGUGCGGAAAAUAAGGCAUGUUUUUAUUUCACAACUGAUGACACAACAAAACAUAAACAAAACCUACACAUUUGACGUUCAAUGUGCAAUCGCAGUAGGUUGCGUGUGGUUGGCAAUAAAAACACAACCUUCAAGCAGACA